GAAUCAAAACCAGUAGGGUAGAAUUACAAUCUGCCACAUGGCACGUUUUCUGAUUAUAAACAUCUUUAUUAUAGAUCUAAAAUCCAAAGCAAAAAGAAGACGCACAUGUGAUAAAAAAAAAAAUAAAAAAAAAAUGUCUCUGAUCUUCCAGUGACUUUGGUGAAAACAGCAGUGUUAAGUAAAACCCUGCAGGUUACAUCACCUCGGAGUGUGAUGAGUGCACCCGGCGCGCAGGUCCCAGUCCUAUUGGGCCCGGCGCUGAUGGGAGGACUGAAUAAAUAGCGAGGGAGACGCGGCUGAGGAUGAGAUGAGAGAGGAGCAGCAGAGGAAGAAGGAGGCUCAGAUCCCAGCAGCUGCUUGUGUUGACUCUGUGGCUGCAGCCGGCGACCGGAUCUCAUCUCCUCCUCGAUCCAAGUUUUAACCGCACUUCUCCGCAAACAGGUUGCAGGAGGUGAAGCUCUCUCUCUCUCUCCCUUCCUCGCUGCUCUUUCUUUUUCCCUUCCUUCCUUCCUCGGGGUUUGAGUUUGAUCUCGACAAAAGAUGAUGAUCAUCAUCGCGGAGUUCUUCGUGGUCAUCCUCAAGGUGCUCUGGGCGUUCGUGACCGCCGGGGCCAAGUGGGUGGUGCGGCCCAAGGAGAAGAGCGUGGCCGGGCAGGUGUGCGUGAUCACCGGCGCCGGCAGCGGCCUCGGGCGCCUCUUCGCCAAGGAGUUCGCCCGGAGACGAGCCAUCCUGGUGCUGUGGGACAUAAACAGCCAGAGCAACGAGGAGACGGCCGAGAUGGUCCGGCAGAUCUACCACGAGCUGGACGCUCCCAGCACCAAGGACGGACCGGUCGGAGGUGUGGAGGAGGUCCCCCCCUUCCAGCCGCAGGUCUACACGUACGCCUGUGACGUGGGGAAGCGGGAGAGCGUGUACUCCACGGCCGAGAAGGUGCGCCGGGAGGUGGGCGAGGUGGACAUGCUCAUCAACAACGCCGGCGUGGUCUCCGGACACCACCUCCUGGAGUGCCCCGACGAGCUGAUCGAACGCACCUUGGUGGUCAACUGCCACGCACACUUCUGGACCACCAAGGCGUUUCUCCCCAAGAUGCUGGAGCUGAAUCAUGGUCAUAUUGUGACGGUUGCCAGCUCUCUGGGUUUAUUCAGCACAGCUGGAGUGGAGGAUUACUGCGCCAGCAAGUUCGGUGCCAUCGGGUUCCACGAGUCGCUGAGCCACGAGCUGAAGGCCUCGGAGAAGGACGGCAUCAAGAUGACGCUGGUGUGCCCGUACCUGGUCGACACCGGGAUGUUCAAGGGCUGCAGGAUAAGGAAGGAGAUUGAACCUUUCCUCCCUCCCCUGAAGCCAGAGUUCUGCGUGAAGCAGGUCAUGAGGGCCAUCCUCACCGACCAGCACAUGAUCUGCACACCUCGCAUCGUCUAUAUGGUGAACUUCAUGAAAAGCAUCCUGCCCUUCGAGGCCAUUGUGUGCAUGUACCGGUUCCUCGGCGCCGACAAGUGCAUGUACCCCUUCCUAGCUCAGAGAAAGGAGGCCAUGAACAACAACGAGGCGAAGAAUGGAAUCUAGGGGGCGCUGUUUGCAAAAACGAACAGGGGCACCUGCACGUGCAGGCAUGAGGAAACAACCACUGAGGAUGAAAAUGGGGGAAGGAAGAAGAAACAGACUGAAUCUAGAACUGGUGCGCUUGCAUUGAGCAAAUGCAAAGGUUUACCACAUUGUUCCUCUGGAGCAAAGAAAGCUGUGUACUACACAAAGGAUUUAUUUGACUUUGUUCUGUCUUUUUUUUUUUUUUGUAUUAAGUUUGUUUAAAGAAACCAACAUCUAUAUACUAUGUCACUAGUUUUGAAAUCAUACAGAAAAGAUAUCCAAUAAUGAACUAUUUACAUAAUGUAGUCACCAGCCUUUUUCUAGUGUCAUUGUGGAAAUAUACAGUAUGUUACUGUACAAACAGUAAGAAUCUUUAGUUUUUUCACUUUUAUUUUAUUUUUGUAGACAUGCACUGUAAUUCCAGUUGUUUUCUUUCAAUGCAGCAAGUCAAACUACCCC
Messenger RNA from Limanda limanda (common dab), 2043 nucleotides. RefSeq names its product retinol dehydrogenase 10a (gene rdh10a). Bases 541 to 1563 code for a protein of 340 amino acids. The transcript has 6 exons. Gene Ontology annotation, cellular component: lipid droplet. Lineage: Eukaryota; Metazoa; Chordata; Actinopteri; Pleuronectiformes; Pleuronectidae. Gene Ontology annotation, molecular function: oxidoreductase activity, acting on the CH-OH group of donors, NAD or NADP as acceptor. The record is from RefSeq and is a predicted model, not a curated record.